AUGUUUCGGUCAGAGGCAGGCGCCAGGCCGCGGGCAUGCGAAGCCAGCGCCUCGGAACGCAGGAAAUGGGUGGAAGUAUUUAAAGCAUGUGAUGAAGACAACAAAGGCUACUUGAGCCGAGAGGACUUUAAGAUUGCGAUUGUAAUGCUGUUUGGAUACAAACCCUCCAAGAUAGAAGCGGACUCUCUGAUGUCUUCAGUAAAUCCCAACACUUCUGGCCUAUCACUUGAGGGGUUUCUGCAUGUCGUAAAGAGAAAGAAAGAAGCACAGCUCUAUCGGAAUGAGAUAAGGCACAUCUUCACAGCUUUCGACGUGCACUAUCGUGGAUUCUUAACUCUAGAAGAUUUCAAAAGGGCAUUUAGUCGAGUGGCUCCCAAGCUACCGGCGAGGACAGUGCUGGAGGUGUUCAGGGAAGCAGAUCAAGACUCAGACGGUCAUGUCAGCUUCCGAGACUUUGAGUAUGCCAUGAACUAUGGACAGGCAAAAUGAAGCCGGACGCUUGUGGACUACCGUGGGCAAUUCUGG
This is a messenger RNA of Arvicola amphibius (Eurasian water vole), 525 nucleotides long. RefSeq names its product EF-hand calcium binding domain 11 (gene Efcab11). The transcript has 6 exons. NCBI's taxonomy places the organism in Eukaryota, Metazoa, Chordata, Mammalia, Rodentia, Cricetidae. The record is from RefSeq and is a predicted model, not a curated record. Gene Ontology annotation, molecular function: calcium ion binding. Bases 1 to 489 code for a protein of 162 amino acids.